Messenger RNA from Aedes albopictus (Asian tiger mosquito), 1947 nucleotides. RefSeq lists its product as uncharacterized. Bases 68 to 1675 code for a protein of 535 amino acids. The transcript has a single exon. The record is from RefSeq and is a predicted model, not a curated record. NCBI's taxonomy places the organism in Eukaryota, Metazoa, Arthropoda, Insecta, Diptera, Culicidae.
UGAACCGAAAACCAAACCUAGUGGCAAAUCAAGCACCCCGAAGACACCCUGUUGGCAGUGCGGCGGCAUGCACUUCGUUCGCGAUUGUUCGUUCUCCAACCACGUUUGUAAGGACUGCAAGCAAACCGGACAUAAAGAGGGCUACUGCGGCUGUUACUCAGCGAAGACAUCUACCAAGAAGAAGAAGUCGAAGGUCAACGGUGUUUUCGCGAUCAACCAGGUUAGUAGUGAGUCCCGGCGGAAGUUCCUGACCGUGAAUAUCGAUGGAUCUGAAGUGACGCUGCAGUUUGACACGGCUUCGGACAUCACCAUCAUCUCUCGGAAAAUCUGGAACAAAUGUCUUGGAUCCCCUCAACUACUUCCCACAACAAGAGCAGCAACAACAGCGUCUGGCAAGCCUCUUCAGCUUCUUGGUGAACUUCAAAGCGCAAUCACACUUGGAGGUGUCACCAAACCAGGAAAACUUUACGUGGCCAGCAACAAUCUCAACCUGUUUGGCCUGGAAUGGAUCGACUUGUUUGGACUAUGGGACAAGCCAUUGUCGGCGAUCUGCAAUCAAGUUCACGCCGAUCAACCCAACGCAAUCCAGCACUACAAGGCAAGAUUCCCAGACGUUUUCCGGCAAGGUUUAGGACACUGCACAAAAACCAAGAUACGCCUGUUCCUGAAACCCGAAGCUAUGCCAGUCUACAAACCGAAACGGCCUGUACCAUUCACAUCCGUGGAGAAAGUCGAUGCAGAACUGGACCGUCUUCAACAACUGGGUAUCAUCACCCCGGUUGACUUUUCCCAGUGGGCUGCACCAAUCGUAGUGGUCAAGAAACCAGGAGGAAAGAUUCGGAUCUGUGCCGAUUAUUCAACCGGUCUGAACGCCGCCCUGGAGUCGAACAACUACCCGCUGCCAGUUCCCGACGACAUCUUCAGCAAGCUCAACGGAUGCAAGUAUUUCAGCAUAAUCGACCUUAGUGAUGCCUAUCUGCAAGUAGAAGUGGAUGACGACUCGAAAAACUUGCUGACCAUCAACACACACCGUGGACUAUUUGGUUUCAACCGGCUAGCACCUGGGGUGAAGUCGGCUCCAGGAGCAUUCCAGCAGCUGAUGAACACGAUGAUCGCAGAUAUCCAAGGUGUCGAAUCGUUCCUGGAUGACCUGAUGGUAUUCAGCAAAACCGAGAAGGAGCAUCGUGAAAUCCUCACCGCUCUUUUUCAACGACUGCAAGAGUAUGGCUUCAUCCUCCGUGAAGAAAAGUGCAACCUGCUACAGCUUCAAAUCAAGUAUCUUGCACACAUCGUUGACGAAUCUGGACUACGACCGGAUCCUGCCAAAAUCGAAGCCAUUGUCAAGAUGCCUGCUCCCAGCGACAUUUCCAGUCUACGAUCGUUCCUCGGUGCGGUGAAUUUCUAUGGCAAGUUCGUAUCAGAAAUGCACCAGACCACUCGACGCGCUUCUCAAGAAGGAUGCCAAGUUCGUUUGGAACAACGACUGCCAGAAGUCUUUCCAGAAGUUCAAAGAAGUGCUCCAGUCAGAUCUUCUCCUAACGCAUUACGACCCGACUCUGGACAUCAUCGUAGCAGCGGACGCAUCCCAGUCAGGAAUUGGAGCCUGCAUCAUGCACAAAUUUCCCAACGGCGCUCUCAAAGCGGUGGCACAUGCACCCCGUUCCCUCACCGAUGAUGAAAAACGUUACGGACAGGUGGAGAAGGAAGGUCUAGCCCUGGUAUUCGCUGUAACGAAGUUCCACCGGAUGUUACUUGGACGCAAGUUUACGCUACAAACGGAUCAUCAGCCACUCUUGAGGAUAUUUGGAUCGAAAAAGGGGAUUCCAAUCCACACCGCCAAUCGCUUACAACGCUGGGCACUGACGCUUCUGUGUUACGAUUUUGACAUCCAGUAUGUAUCCACCACCCAGUUCGGAAAUGCCGAUGUUCUUUCCCGUCUCAUCAGCG